UCAGCAAAAAUCGCUUGCACAACUUUGCCAUCCACGAGCCCUCGUUCAAGGUUCGGUCAACGCCCUUCUGCAACGAAUAUUAUAAACACUUUUGACUGAAAAAAUAUGCUCGCGCAAAUUUUAUUAUAAACAAUUACUUGUAGAGAUUUUCGAACGGCAACGGCUGUCGAAAGUCGAUUGGGCUUUCAUAUAUAAACCACCACCGAGUUAGUUGAAAGCACAUUUCGCGCUGACUUGCAAACGUGAUCAACAUGAAUCCGCUCAAGAUUUUCUGCUUCGUGGCUUUACUUGUCGCAGCCGCUAGUGCUGCACCCAAGCAUGGCAAGAACAAGGAUAAUGCCGUCUCGAGUAGUUUAAAGCCCACUGAUUGGUUAUCGGUGUCUGAACUCCAGUCGAUGCAGUCAGCUGAGGAUUUCACUAUGCAGCAGUUGGAGAACAUGUCAGUGGAGGAAGGCGAACGAGAAAUUGAGAAAAUUUAUCACCUCUCACAAAUUAACCACGCGUUGGAACCAUCAUUUGUGCCAAGUCCCAGUAAUGUGCCAGUUCUCUUGAUGAAACCCAAUGGUCAACCCGAACAAACCACUUUGAAUGAGAUGGUCGACGCUGCCAAGAAACAGCCCAGCUUUGGCAAUGAGGAAGUUACCAUUUUCAUCACUGGCUUGCCCCAGACCAGCCCUGCAGUCGCAAAGGCAAACAAAAAAUUGGUUCAGGCCUACAUGCAGCGCUACUAUGGUCAGCAACAGCCCAUUAACAGCAACAAGGACUACGAUGAUGGCAAUCAGGCAGCCACUUCAAGUGAAGAAGACUACAGUGAAUCGUGGAAGCACCCGAAAGCCACCAAGGGCGACCUUGUCAUCAUCAACUUAGGUUCCACCCUGACCAACAUGAAGCGCUUCGCCCUCCUCGAUGUAGAACAAACUGGCAAUAUGAUUGGCAAAGCUUUAGUGCAAUUGACCAACGAAGUUGAUGUGCCACAAGAGAUCAUCCACAUUGUUGCCCAGGGUAUCGGUGCUCAGGUUGCAGGCGCAGCCGGUCGCCAAUACAGACGCUUGACUGGACAUCAACUCCGCCGUAUCACAGCGCUGGACCCCUCCAAGAUGUUUGCCACUAACAAGUAUGAGCUAACUGGUUUGGCCCGUGGAGAUGCCGACUUGGUCGAUGCCAUUCAUACCUCGACCUGCGGCAUGGGUACACGCCAACGCGUCGGCGAUGUCGACUUCUAUGUCAACGGUCCAGCAAGCAGUGUUCCCGGUGCUACCAAUGUAGUUGAGGCAUCUAUGCGUGCUACACGCUACUACGCUGAAACAGUCCGCCCAGGUAAUGAACGCAACUUCCCCGCUGUCCCCGCCAACUCAAUGGAGCAAUACGUCAAUAACGAGGGAGCUGGCAAGCGCGCUUACAUGGGUAUCGCCACCGAAUUCGAUUUGGAAGGUGACUAUAUACUCAAAGUGAAUUCCAAGAGCCCCUUCGGCAAGAGCGCUCCCGCUCAAAAGCAGACCAACUACCAUGGCAUGCACCAGUCAUGGAAAAGCAGCAAAAGCCUAAACCAGGAUUACUAAGCUAAGAAUUCUAGUAGCAAGCAUGUAAAUGAUGAUUAGAACAUUUCCCCAAUUUUAGAAUUUUUGUAGUUUUUAUAAUUUUCAUAAAAAUAAAAAUUUUCAUAGAAAUAAA
This is a messenger RNA of Rhagoletis pomonella (apple maggot), 1671 nucleotides long. Its product is annotated as vitellogenin-1-like. Bases 252 to 1559 code for a protein of 435 amino acids. Lineage: Eukaryota; Metazoa; Arthropoda; Insecta; Diptera; Tephritidae. The record is from RefSeq and is a predicted model, not a curated record. Gene Ontology annotation, molecular function: lipase activity. The transcript has 3 exons.